CCGGCGUUGGUGCCCCAUUCGCACACCCAGAAGAUAGCUUCGGCUUUUCAGGUCUUCAAUGGCAUAAGCCCCUUCGUCAAAUUCUCCCACUUUACGGCGAAUCAAGCCAUUCAAGAAGCUUUCGAGGGGCAGGAGAGGGUUCACAUUAUAGAUCUGGACAUCAUGCAGGGGCUUCAAUGGCCGGGUCUGUUCCACAUUCUGGCGUCUCGGCCCGGCGGGCCACCGUACGUCCGCCUCACCGGACUUGGGACGUCUCAGGAGGUUCUUGAGGCCACCGGAAAACGCCUCACAGAAUUCGCCGAGAAGCUUGGUCUUCCCUUUGAUUUCUUUCCGGUGGCUGAAAAAAUUGGUAAUCUGGACUUGGAGAAGCUCAAUGUUAGCAAAAGGGAAGCCGUCGCCGUCCAUUGGAUGCAGCAUUCUCUUUAUGAAGUCACUGGGUCUGAUUCCAACACGCUAUGGCUUUUGCAGAGAUUGGCCCCAAAAGUGGUGACGGUGGUGGAACAAGACCUGAGCCAUACAGGCUCCUUCUUGGGCAGAUUCGUGGAGGCCAUCCACUACUACUCGGCCCUGUUCGACUCACUGGGCGUGAGCUACGGCGAGGAGAGCGAGGAGAGGCAUUUGGUGGAGCAGCAGCUGCUGUCAAGGGAGAUCCGGAACGUGCUGGCCGUCGGCGGGCCGUCGAGGAGCGGCGAGGUGAAGUUCCAGAACUGGAGAGAGAAGCUGCAGCAAUCUGGGUUCAAGGGCAUCUCUCUCGCCGGAAACGCCGCAACUCAGGCGACCCUCCUCCUUGGAAUGUUCCCCUCCGACGGGUACACUCUUGUUGAAGAUAAUGGGACUCUGAAACUCGGGUGGAAGGAUCUGUGCUUGCUCACGGCCUCUGCUUGGAAGCCGCCGUUUCAUCAUGCAGCCACCAACCAUAUUCCCCGGUACUGAGGUUUCUUCUUUUUCUCUAUGAUAUCACUGUUGUCGUUUGAUAAUAUCAUCAUCAUUAUCAUCUUCUUCUUAUUCUUCUUUUUUAUUAUCUUAUUUUUAAUCUGCUUUCCCCAACCAACAUAAUGUCAAUCUUUUGAUAGUCUCCCAUGUUACAACCUUUUCCCAAUUUCCAAUGUAUACGAAAUCAUCUUCCCUUUUCUUUCUUUGAAUAAUUACCACGAUUAAGUUGUUUAAA
Molecule: messenger RNA, 1168 nt
Organism: Momordica charantia (bitter melon)
Lineage: Eukaryota; Viridiplantae; Streptophyta; Magnoliopsida; Cucurbitales; Cucurbitaceae
Gene: SCR
Product: GRAS family transcription factor
Source: RefSeq, a predicted model, not a curated record